Epinephelus lanceolatus (giant grouper) is the source of this 5281-nucleotide messenger RNA. RefSeq names its product myocardial zonula adherens protein (gene myzap). Gene Ontology annotation, biological process: intracellular signal transduction. The record is from RefSeq and is a predicted model, not a curated record. Lineage: Eukaryota; Metazoa; Chordata; Actinopteri; Perciformes; Serranidae. Gene Ontology annotation, cellular component: intracellular anatomical structure.
GCAGGAGGCACAGACCAGGGAGGCAGCUGAAAUGUGGCCAGACAGGUCUGAUGGGAAUGCAAAGACAGAGAGAGAGAGAGGCAGAGAGAGACAGAAGGCAGGGAAGGUUGCUGAGUGACUGACAAGCCUGUCAACCAGGUGGAGUUAGUAGCAGUCUGACAGGAAUUAUCACAAUGACAUAGCUGUGUUUGUGUUACCAAGUGUGGAACCGGAUUGCACCUGAUCUUUUCACAGAAGGAGAGGCAACCUUAGGGUCCUGUGGACUCCCCACGACCACCACUAGGACCAGACUUGACAGAGUGGAAUUUCCCUCCUCUUCCCUGGCUGGAGCCGGGGGCAGAUGGUCGCUCUGAGAGUUUGAGCAGAACUCAGGAAGGAGCAGCGAGAGGAAGGGUGGGAGGAGGUCCAGAGAGGGAGAGGAAGAGAAACGAGGAGUGGACAGAAGAGGAGACAUGCAUCGGUACGCUUCAGGACGAACUGUUUCCACCACCACCACCACAACAGAGGACUCUCCAGAGUCUACAAGUGAGAGGAGGAUCAGACGCCUCCGGUUAACUCUACACGCUGGAGAUAAUGGAAACAAGGAGCCCAAAACCUCAAACUCAGACACAGCUGAGAAAGAGAAGGCUGUCAAUGGGGCAUGGAAGAAGAAGAAUGGGCUGAUCCAAAGAGAGAGGCCAGCUGGCAGGGAGUCACCUCAGCAGCACCUCGGAGAUAUGACCAAUGGGGUGCCAGAGACCUCGCUGCAGCAUCAUGGGCCCAAAGUGUAUGGCGUAGUGCAGCGGAUGGGUUCGGACAGACAGCAGGAGGUGAUGGCACGCGAGUGGGCGGCCAGUCACCUUCAGGAUGAGAUGAAGUACAUCAGGGAGGUGAGAGAUUCUUUGGAGAAGGUGAGAGAGCGGAUGUACGGGCAGUUCGGAGGAAUGCAGCAAUCAAUGCAGAAGCUUUCGCAGGAAAUCAGGGCUGCCAAUUCACAUCGCAGGAGUCUGGAGUCAGAGGUGAGGGUCCGGACGGCAGCCAUGGAGAGCUUCGAUCAGAUGAACAGCUCCCUCAUAUCUUCCAACAUCAGCCUGCAGAAAUCCCUUCUGGAGAACUGUCAGAGAAGGGUCGGCGUGAAAGAUGAGGUGAAGAGUUUGCGGAGCACCUGUGAGAAAACACAACAAGAACUCAGAGAAAAGGAGAAGGAGCUGGCAGCAGCGCAGGUUGAAAACCAGUCUUUGAAACUGCAGGUGGAGUCUGCACAGGAGGCUCACAAUCAGGCGAUGCAGAAGCUCUCAGAAAAGCUACAGCGGGAGUACGACGAGAAGCUGCAGGAGGAACAACGGAAACACAGGGAGGAGAUUGAAAAGCUACAGGCCCAACUCGAUGAGUACAUCAGGCGACUGGAGGAAGCAGAGAGAAACAUCAGGAUUGCAGAGGCCAAGAUUGAGGAGAGGGACCAGAGGAUUAUUGAACUGGAUCGUCUGCUGGACUGUAUGGGAAAGGAAAAAAGUCAGCUCUGCAAGAAGCUGCAGGAAUGUGAACAGCGCCUACGCUUGCUGGAGCUGACAGACCAGACCGAUGCAAGUGUAGUCAAAAAGUCCAAAGAGUUGCAAGCUGAAUCUGUGGAUCUCCGUGAGAGAAUCAAACACUUGAACGACAUGGUGUUCUGCCAACAGAGGAAAGUCAAAGGAAUGAUUGAGGAGGUUCAAUCACUGCGAGCUCAAGUUGCUCAGAAGGACAUGUUCAUCUCAGAGCUCCUGGACAGAAUCGCGAUAGUGGAGUGUGAGAAUAAUGAAUUAGAAGACAAGCUCAAGUAUUUUAUGUCCACACAGAAUAGGCCCCAUGAGGAAACCAGGGAGGUAGGAGUAGGCUGCGAUCUGCUCCUCAGCCAAGAAGCUAAAAGGCAUGAUGUUGAGCCUACCUGUCAUGAAUCAACUCAUCUCCAUACCAUACAAGAACUACCACCUGCUCCACCUCCACCACCACCAGUGAAACCUUCACAAUCCACUCUACCUCCACCCUCCACACAACCUCCACCCCCCUCACAACCUACAUCCCCCACACCACCUCUAUCUCCCCCACCACCACUAUCUCCCCCACCACCACUAUCUCCCCCACCACCUCUAUCUCCCACCCAACCUCUAUCUCCUAUUCAACCUUCAUCCCCAAUACAACCUGCAUUCCCAAUACAACCAUCCUCCCCGAUACAACCUGCAUUCCCAAUACAACCUGCAUUCCCGAUACAACCUUCAUCUCCCACACAACCUUCACCCCCUACAUCUCCCACUCAAAGUCCAUUCCACUAUCUAACAAUGCCCACCCAACCAAGGACGUUCAAGUCUAACAACCCUCCACCCAGCAGGCUGGAGUCCAGUUUACUGAGGUACACUCCUGUCCAAUACAGCCGCUUCCUGCAGUCCAACCCCUCAGUAUCAAGUGGGAUGUUUCCCUACAUCCGCCCGUCUGACUCGCCUCCUGCGAAUCCAGUCCAGUCAGGGACAGAUGAGGUGGACGCGGAAACAAACACAGACACACGAUCAAGUUCUGAGGAAUCCACGUCUUCCCUGUCCUCUCUGCGACCAAGAUCAAGAGUACCUCAGGUUUAUACGCCGUUCAUGAAACUUAUGGAAAUAACAGCAAACAUAAACAUAGAGUGAUUAUGAAGUUAAAGCUAUACAUUUUGGGGAAUACAUUUAUUUGCUUUCUUGUUGAGACAUGAGAAAUGGGAAGGUUGAUACCACGCUAGUUGUGGGGGGUAACUAUGAAGCUAGCAGUUGGGUAGCUUAGCUUAGAAUCAAGACUGAAAACAGGGGGAAAGAGCUAACCUGCAGGCUUGUCCGAAAUUAAAAGUGUGUGUUUUUUUAUUUGUAAUUGCGUUCAAACUGGAUUAAAAAACACAACAAUUCUAGUGACCUGUGCAAAUUCAAAUAUACAUUAUAUAAGCACAACACCACACCAUUUGCAGAGCAAAGGCGUACUCUUGCAAUUCACUAUCAGCUCAUUAACCUAUCAAUAAACAGCCAAGAGAUAACGAGAAGGGCACUCAACACGCAGACCUACACCAAGGCCAAAUGCCAUAUCUCACAAUAUAAACAGAAGUAAAAAAUAAUUUGUGUAGCUGCACCUUGAUUAGGAUCCUCUCCAAAAUUGAAUGGGUUCUUCCUUAACUCAUGCUACACCCCUCCACCAAGACAAGCAAACCGAACUGGAAACAUAACCCCCUUGGUUGAGGUAAAAAUGGAGGACACUGGUGAGCAAAGCCAUGCUGACCAGAUAAUCACAGCACCUAAUUACCUAAAAAGCAGCUUGUUGACAUAUUUUGGGUUCUGCACCAUAAUUGGCAAAAUUACCAGGAAGUGUUUACAAACAUUUUCAAAGCCUGCUCCACAAUUACAACACAUCUGCGGACUCACUUGCUAGCUGCAACCCAAGUGGCAGUGGAGGCACCAGAAACGAUUGGAGCAACAUCUGCUGUUCAACCUCGGCUGACUGCCUGCUUUCACCACACAUGCUCAGGACCCUCACCAGGAGCUUGUAAAAAGGCUGGCACUGAUAAAAUAGCAAGAUUUACAUGCAAGGAUUUAUGGCCCAUUGGUACUGUUUGGGGUUAAGAUUUUUUUUAUUAUACUGACAGAGCAGGAGUUGUUUUUCCUUUUCUUUUAUUUGUCAAUCCACAAAGUUAACCAACUGACAGUUAAAAUGUACCUCUUCGCACAUUAGUUUCAAGUCUCACCACAAUUUCAAGACACAUAGUGGGGAUGCAUUACACUAUAUGGGUGCGUUUGAAAUAUGUCAAACUACUUAUGUGGUAGAUUUAAUUGUUCUGAAAUUGACUUUCUGAAAAAGUUGGCAGGUCUACUUCCUACAAGCAACACAAAAAGUCGAUAGGAGAAAUAUAACUGAAAGAAAUUUCCCAUUCUAUGAGAUUAUGGGAGCAACCAGUGGUGUGAUGGGAGUUGACGAGGCGUGUGUGCUACUAGGUAGACUGGUAGGUUACCUAAGAGAGGGUGGGUAAACCGUCCUGUAUAUUCUGAUGGCUAUUUUUCUGAUAGAUGGGUUUCUUAUAAAUGGCCAGAAAAAGAGGUGGGUAUACCCCAUAUACCUGCAUAUAUCCUCCACUACACCACAGGGAGCAAACGUGGAGACAUGAGUCACUGAUCCCAACAAAAAAAGUGCUGUCCUGAACCCCUCACUAAACGGCAAAUUGAUGUUUUAGACUUAAGUUUUUUUUACAAAUACAAAACUAAAAAAGAAAUUAGUGAGCUUUGGUGCUGGUAGGCCAAUUUUGAUACUCUUGGAUUGGAACAGCCCACUAAUUUCCCGUUUCCAAUCCUUAUGCACUUUAUGCUAAGCUAAACUACAUGUAGCUGCAGUAAGCUUAGCAUAAAGCUAAUCUGUAAGUGUGUUGCUGCGUUCAAAGCAACCUAACUGCAGUUACAUAUUUAGCAAACAGUCAGUGGUAUUUAUCCUCUCUUCUAACUCUGAGCAAGAAAUCAUAUACGUGUAAUUCCCAAAAUGUUGAACAAUUGCUUUAAAACCCAGUUCUCUUUGUCUUCUUUUGGACUGCUGGUUAUCUUUAUUAAACUAACCAUCCAUGACACAGAUGUAUAUGAGUCCUUCCUUUGUCACAUGUGUUGAACAACAUGAAACUGAUUGAUGUAAAAAGUCUUAUGUAGGUUUUCAGCGUAGCACUAUGAUAAUAAAAUGUUGCUUGCUAUAGGGUGUAAAUAAUCUCUGUAAAGCUCUAAGCUCUGUAAAAAUAUUUUGUAAGUAAUGUACCGAAGGAUUAUAUUUGUUUUGUUUACAGUGAAUGUAGCCUACUUAUGUUGCUCACAGAGCUAUGAGCAUUCAGUCCUACAUGAAGGAUGUUACAGUUACUGUAUGUAUGUUCCCAUCGUUUUUUUAUUGGCUCUGUACAAAUUAAAUGAAUAUUAUUUUGUUACUGUCACAAUAUGUACAAAAUAUUUAUUAACAUGCUUUGUGCCUUUGUAUACAGCCUACUGUCUGAUACUGGUGGUGGGAGUGAAUCGCUUUGAAUUGGCAACAGGGUAAUAUAGUAAUAUAAGUAAAUUUCUCAGUUAUUGAUGAAACUGUUCAAUCACUUUAAAGAUAUUGACCUUAUUGAAGUGACUGCCAUUCCUGAGCCACAGGCACAAGUAUUAUCCAGCUGUUAUCUGCACUGCCAUGACUGUAUUUGAAAAAGCUUUAUGAUGUGCCUUUUCCUUAACGAUACAUAUCAUACUGCAACUAAUGGUAAGAGGCCAGUGUAUGUUUGGAUAAUAAAGACUUUACUAUAUAA